AGGUUUGAAACAUCCUUCUAUAUGGGUGAUUCCAUGACGUUGAUACUAAAAACACUCAAAGACUGGUAUUACGCACAUUAUGUUAAUUACAUGCACCCACUUUUUCUUCAAGUACAUAAGCCGAUGUUUUGAGCUUGUGCAAGCAUUCGUUACUAGAGGAGUAGAGAAAUCGAAGUGUUUGUUUUGCGGAAUAUAUAAUAAAAAAUUAAAGCAAUGAGGGCCCUGACAUUGGCACUUUUUACUCUGAUGUAUAUGGAAACAUCAGCUCAGCGGCAAACCGACUGGGACAGGCCGCUUAACUUUCAAUGCUCUUCCACUGCUAACGGCAUCUCAUAUGUUAUAUCUGUGCAUGACAAGAGAAAGAAGGAGAGACGAUUUCUCUUCGUAUGUAGACCUGUUCAUGCAGUCUCUGGAUCUGUUUCUUGCCACUUAUCAGGUUACGUGAAUAGUUAUGAUCAGCCAUUCCUUUUUACGUGUCCAAAUGGGGGUUAUCUGAAUAGUGUCUCUGAUGUCCACAACAACAGCGAGAAAGACAGGCUGUAUAGAUUUAGAUGUUGUACUCCGAGUUCAGGCUACUACCAUACGGACUGCACAUGGACUGGUUGGGUUAACAAUUGGAGUGAAUAUUUUACGUACUUCACUCCUCGCAAUUAUAUCAUCAAAGGAGUCCACAGCAUUCACAACAAGAGGAAAAAGGACAGAAGAUUUCAAUUUGAAAUCUGCCGGAUCACCCCACACUGAAGGUUUGAAUUUGGAAUCAGCCAGAUCAUCACACACUGAAGAGGAUGUUCUUGAUUUAUAGCAUGUAGAAUACUACAAUAAAUGAUUAAAAAACGUGUA
This is a messenger RNA of Ostrea edulis (European flat oyster), 840 nucleotides long. Its product is annotated as hemagglutinin/amebocyte aggregation factor-like. Lineage: Eukaryota; Metazoa; Mollusca; Bivalvia; Ostreida; Ostreidae. The transcript has 5 exons. The record is from RefSeq and is a predicted model, not a curated record. The coding region runs from base 214 to 741 and encodes 175 amino acids.